Messenger RNA from Cyclopterus lumpus (lumpfish), 18621 nucleotides. RefSeq names its product lysine (K)-specific methyltransferase 2D (gene kmt2d). NCBI's taxonomy places the organism in Eukaryota, Metazoa, Chordata, Actinopteri, Perciformes, Cyclopteridae. Gene Ontology annotation, cellular component: nucleus; MLL3/4 complex. Gene Ontology annotation, molecular function: histone H3K4 methyltransferase activity; transcription coactivator activity; histone binding. The transcript has 55 exons. Gene Ontology annotation, biological process: positive regulation of transcription by RNA polymerase II. The record is from RefSeq and is a predicted model, not a curated record. The coding region runs from base 667 to 15795 and encodes 5042 amino acids.
CCGUGUGCAGACGCAACGCAGUUUAGCGAUGCUAGUGACCCAUACAAGGGGACCCAUGCAAAGUUGAGCUGCACAUUUAGGGAGAUUAAUCUUUCGCACUGGACUGAAACUAAAAGAAAAACUACAUUUACUGUAGUGUCAACAAAGUUUGGGGCUGUAAUUUUUGGAUGCACUGUUUCGUGCAAACUUGCAGUCGCUUUUAACGACCUCGCGAGCGAGAUUCCAGAACAGAGCGGAGGCUAACGGUUGUUAGCCUUCAAGCUAAACACACAAGCAAGGAGACCGAUAGCGGGUAGUUUUUAGGAUUCACAGCAUGGAGCUGGAGAGCCUUUGUCGGGACCGGUUGAAGACAUGUCUCGGUGCUUACUAGUCCCCCGUCAGUAAACGACCACUCGACGCAAAGCUCAGGCUGCUGGUUAGCUAGCUAACCGUAGCAUCAUCCACCUAGUUAAUACGCUAGCUCGCAUCACCGCGCAGCCUUCCGCCGAGGUGCACUUCCCCCACUCUCCCUCCAGCCGGCUCGCCGCAGCGAUAGUCCGGUACAUAAAAUGAAGCGAGCGUCAGCGUUUUGGGAAGCUGUGUGGCUGUUUGGCUUGUGCUGAUGUACGAGGAGACGAUAUUGUUUUUUUGAGAUCUCUGUCAAGGAGGUCAAAAUCAGUACGGGGAAUGGACGAGCAGAAAUCAAACUGCGAAGAAAAUGACUCUGAACCAACAGCUGAUGACAAUGCCCCUUCAAAGCAGCUUGUCCCCUUUGAGGAGGAGUCCAAAGCCCUCCUUGGUGCUGAGGGCUUGUCUGGUGCUACUGCAGCCUCGUCCAGCAAACCUGUAGAGAGCGUUCAAGCCUGUGCGCUUUGUAACUGUGUGGAGAGGAGCCUGCAUGGACAGCGGGAACUGAGACACUUUGGGCCAUUUUCUGAGAGGCCAACCCUCAAGCCAUCAGCUUCCCCACUGCCACAGCCCGGGAAUGAUGACCUGUCUUCCAUUGGAUUUUUCGACUCCCCCUAUCUGACGUCACUCUUCGACGACUCAGGGGGUUGUGCAGUUCAUCACUGGUGUGCGGUGUGGUCGGAGGGAGUGAAGCGGAUGGAGAAUGAGGAGCUGGAAGACGUGGAUAAGGCCGUUAUCUCAGGGACACAGCGGCUUUGCGAAUACUGCAAAAGGCUGGGCGCAACCAUUCGAUGCCAUGCUGAGGGCUGCACGCGGUUCUACCACUUCCCCUGCUCAGCAGCCAGUGGAUCCUUCCAGUCCAUGAAGCAGUUGGUCCUCCUUUGUCCAGAGCACAUAGACAAGGCAGAGGAGUUGGCAGGUGAGGAGUCUUGGUGUGCAGUGUGUGAUUCAGCAGGGGAGCUCACGGACUUGCUGUUCUGUACGGGUUGUGGCCAACAUUAUCAUGCGGCCUGUCUUGAGAUCGGUGCCACGCCCAUCCAAAGGGCAGGAUGGCAGUGCCCAGAGUGUAAAGUGUGUCAGACUUGCAGACGACCAGGAGAAGACUCAAAAAUGUUGGUAUGUGAUGCCUGUGAUAAGGGCUACCACACCUUCUGUCUCCAGCCAGCCAUGGAUUCUCUUCCCUCUGACCCAUGGAAAUGCAGAAGGUGUCGUGUAUGUACGGAGUGUGGCGUCCGUGGACUGGUAUUGCCAGGUGUGGCCCAGUGGUUUGACAACUACGCCGUGUGUGAGGGCUGCCAGCGUCACCGCAGCUGUGGCGUGUGCAGCAAAGCUGCCAACCCAUCUGUCACUCUGCUGUGCUGCAGCAUGUGCCGCAGGUGGGUGCACAGUGAGUGCGCUUUGCUGGGGGAGCUUUCAGAAGCCAAGUGCAUUUGCCGGCUUUGCAAGGAGGAUGAGCAGCAGCCAGUCACUCAACCAUACACAGCGGAGACACAAACCAGAGAGGCGUCCGAGGAGACGGGAGGGCAUGUGAAUUCGGUGGAGAUGACAAUCCAAACAGACACAGACAUGGUGACAGAAGAGCACACAGACUUAUCAGAGGUGACACCAGGACAGAAAGAUGCAUCAAAGAUGGUUCAGGCUGAAGCCAUAACUGAUGAAGAGGCUCCAAUGGGCUUGGGGGUGGAGUCUGCAGUUGGUGAGUCAACACAUGGGGAGAAAAUCAAGGAGGUACAGGUAGCAACAGAAGGAUUGACUUCUGAGGCAACCGUUGUUCCACUUGGGUCCACCACAGAACAAGGGGCCUCUUGUCUUCCUGCUGAUGAAGAGAGAGCAGAAGAGGAUGUCAGCCAGGUGACUGAAUCCACCCGUUCCCAGGACCCCACAGCAGAGACACAGUGUGACAACCUUAGAGUAGAACCAACACCAUUGUCACAUCAGGGCCCUGAAAGUAUGCAGGUGGAGAAGGAGACGCAGGAGGUCACUCCCUCAGUGGAACAAGAAGUAGCACCAGAGUUAUUAAACAAUGGUUCUGAGUGCACGCCUAUCACAGAACCAUUAAGUAAUGAUCCACCAAAGUUACCAGCUUCUCCUGCCUCUUUGGAUAAAACGGAGCAUUUGCCCAUGGAUAAUCGUCAGGAAAGUCCAUGCCAGGACCCCCAGUCUCCUUCUUCUUUAUCAGUAGACACACAAGAGGUUCUCUCUUCUAUGGAAAUAGGUGGGAGGUUACUACCCCACUCUGAGGAGGAGGAUGAUGAAGAAGAGUAUGAUGAGCAUAUGAGAGGAGAAGGACUUCAUGAGGACAUAAAGCAGGAACUGCAGGAGCAAGAGGUUAAGAGGGAAUUGCUGCUGGACGAGAUGUCCUAUAUGAGCCACGGAGAUGAGAGCAGCAGUGGCUUUUUGGGCUCUCCAGGAGAACACGAUCCUCAGCUCUCCAUGGAGUUUGGCCUUUUACCCACUAGCCACUCACACACAGAUAAUCUGCUCUCUGAGACCGAUGACUCGCUUCCCUUUGAACCCUUCAGUAGCGACAGAGAGAAGGUGAAACGGAGAGGAUCCCCAGGCCGCUCACGGGUCAAACAGGGGCGAAGCAAUAGUUUUCCUGGGAAGCGUAGACCUCGAGGUGGUGGUGGUGGAGGGAGAGGGCGUGGUGGGAGGUCACGCCUCAAAGCCAUGGCCUCCUGCAUUGAUGCUUUCUUGCUAAGCAUGGCCACAGAAACGGGACUAAAUAAGGAGGAAGACGAUGAGGAAGAUGACACAAUGCAGAACACAGUGGUCCUUUUUUCUAACACUGAUAAAUUCGUUCUGCUCCAGGAUAUGUGUGUUGUGUGUGGCAGUUUUGGAAAGGGUGCGGAGGGGCAGUUAUUGGCUUGUGCUCAGUGUGCCCAGUGUUACCAUCCGUACUGUGUGAACAGCAAAAUCACCAAGACGAUGCUCCGUAAGGGCUGGCGCUGUUUGGAAUGUAUUGUGUGCGAGAUGUGUGGAAAGGCUUCGGACCCCUCUCGUCUGCUGCUGUGUGAUGACUGUGAUGUCAGCUAUCACACCUACUGCUUGGACCCACCCCUGCACAAUGUUCCCAAGGGUGGUUGGAAGUGCAAAUGGUGUGUAUGUUGUGUGCAGUGUGGUUCCAACUCCCCGGGUUUCCACUGUGAGUGGCAGAACAACUACACCCACUGUGGCCCCUGUGCCAGCCUCGUCACUUGUCCGGUAUGCAGAGAGAACUUUAUGGAGGAGGAGCUGCUGCUGCAGUGUCAGUACUGUGAUCGCUGGGUCCAUGCCGUCUGUGAGAGUUUGUACACAGAGGAUGAGGUGGAACAAGCUUCUGAUGAGGGCUUUGCAUGCACAUCCUGCUCCGCAUAUGUUCCAAAACCCAUGGUAGUAGAGUCAGCCAUUAUGGCUUCGAUAAAGAUCAAAGAACCAGAACCCCAGUUCUACCGGUUGGAGGGUGUGUGGCUGACGGAGUCGGGUAUGUCCCUGCUUCGCAGCAUCUCCAUGUCUCCCCUGCAUAAGAGGCGGCAGCGUCGCUCCCGUCUCGGCACUCUGUGCUGUGAAGGAGGUCCUGAUGGAAUGGAUCUAAGGGAAGUCGAAGAAGGGGAGGAUGGAAAAGGCUGUGGGGAACCCAUGGAAUGUGAAUCCAAGAUGGAGAACCCUGGGAGCCCUGACAGAGAUGGAGGUGCAGAGGGAGGCACUGAAGGCAUGGCUGACUGCGAGGGCCUCAAAGGAGAAACAGGGGAGAUGGAUGAUAGUAAAAAAAGAAAGCGGAAACCCUACAGGCCUGGAAUUGGAGGCUUCAUGGUGCGACAAAGGAAGUGUCACACACGAAUGAAGAAAGAAUUUUUUGCCCAGUUGGCUGGAGAGACUACAUUAGAUGGACAGCCAAUAGAGAGAACCAUUGACGAAGGACCUCACCCUGACACAGAUAACAUAAUGGACCCUAAACCAGUGGAGGGCGAGGAACAGGCCAAGAAACGUCGGGGACGGAAGAAAAGCAAACUUGAGGACAUGUUUCCAUCCUAUCUCCAGGAGGCUUUCUUUGGGAAGACACUAAUAGACAUGAGUAAGAAAGCUGCGAUGAUACCUCCUGGCCAGAGGCCAGGCGCAUGCCCGGUCCGACCUUCAUUGCCAGCGCCGUCAGGGGUCAGAACUACAGCCCCAGAGACUGAGGAUCGUGUGGUGAAAGAUAAUUUUCCUCUCAAGCAAGAAGGGGGUGAUGCCUCUCAGGCUCAGGGAGAAGGUGCAGGAGUUUCUGCACCAUCCUCAUCGCUGAAGGAUCAGGCGUCAAGUGAUCCGCACGCCUCUGAUGCAGAAAAACGUGAAGGUCUUCCGCAAGGGAUGGAGAGUCAGGACUCUGAGCAGUUCUUCAGAAAGGUUCUGGGAGUGUCAGAUGGCUCCUCUUUGGGGGGAAUGAAGCCCAUCUUGGAGGGCAGUAAGGGAGAACUCAAUUCUAGCGCUCUGCCGCAGAGAGCUCUCCUCUCAGGUUCCCUGCCCUCAGCUGGAAUGAUGGAUGCUUUUCCUGGUCUCACUCAGUCACCGUUCUUUGAUAUGCGGGAUCGAGGAGGACUGUUCAGUCCAGAUGGGGGUGAUGAGAGCCCCUGGGCCACUCCCUCUACCCCAGCAACCCCCUCCUCCCCAUCAACCCUCACUGAGGCAGAGGGCGAUGGGCUGUCCUACAACCAACGCAGUCUCCAGCGCUGGGAGAAAGAUGAGGAGCUGGGAGAACUUUCAACUAUUUCCCCUGUGCUUUAUGCUAAUACCAACUUUCCCACUCUCAAACAGGACUACCCAGACUGGGCUAGUCGCUGUAAGCAAAUCAUGAAGGUCUGGAGGAAGGUGUCAGCUGCUGACAAGGUUCCAUAUCUGCAAAAGGCCAAAGAUAACCGAGCAGCUCAGAGGAUCAACAAGGCGCAGAAGCAGGCAGAGAGUCAGGUGUGCAGGCCAGUCAAGAUAGAGGGAGGAGUGCGUGUGAAGACUGAACGACCCAGUUUACACCUCCAGAUCCCUCCACCUUCAGGCUCUACGUCAAUCUCUUCCCAGCCCAGCUCUGCAGAAAGCCCAUUUCCUUUCCCUCCAGAUUCAGGAUCAUCCUCUGUCUUUUUCUCAGAUGGACCUGUUAAGACCCCCGGGUCAGCUGAGAUCCGGACAGAUCCCUUUGCUAAGUUUCCUCCUCAGUCACCCCAUUCUCACUCUCACCCAACCACACCCUUUUCCCAUGCUGGGGCCAGCCCCUUACAGGCCUCUUCCUCAGGUUAUUCCGCUUCCGGCCCACAGGGUCUUCCUCAGGGACGGCCAGCCAGUCUUGGCCCCUUUGACAUGCAACCAGGAACUCCUGGAACCCCCAGACGUGCUCAGCAGGUUGACCCCUACUUCAGAUCACAGCUGCAGCAGCAACAGGGCCACCUACCACAAUCGCAGCAAGGCUCGCAGGAUUCCCUUGGACCGCCAGAAAGUCCUCAUUCAAGAGGCACAGGGCUUGGGGAGUCGCCUAUUUUCUCGCCAGCCCACAAUACCCACUAUGGAGACCCAUUCAGGACCCAGCAAGGGAUGGGACGGUCAGAAUAUGGUUCAUCCCCAUCACCCUCCGCAGUGGCUUCCUCACCUGCAAGCACAGGGCAGUACAAGGCUGAUAUGAGUGCACCAUCUCCACGCUCCUCUGCAGUUGGAAGACCUGAUUUAUCCAUUGACUCUCCUGCUGGGAUGCUGGAGUCUGGCGAUGGUUUAUUCAAGGCACCUAUGAUGCCACGAAUGCAUCAAGGGGAGGGUGGGGCACUUCAUCCUGGAGCUUCCCCGAGCCACCCCUCUGAAGGCUACAGGCAGUCUCCUUCCCACCCUUUCUCUGAUCCACACCCUCAACCAUCACUGACUCCCAGGCCGCAGUCAGGUGACAAUUGUUCUCUCGGUCUCCAGAGACACCCUGUAGCUCAACAGGAACUUUGCCCUCGAGUGCCCUCCAGCCCUCAGUCCCAGGGCAGCUCCCGGUCUCCCCACACUCCUGGUGGCCAUUCCAAUGAUGCCUACUCUGUCCAUUCUCCUGCUGCCCCUCGGUUCCAAUCCCCAGACCUUUGUUCUCAGCCACCUUCAAGGCCACAAUCUAGAGACCCUUUUGCUACUAUCCACAAACCCCCUCGUCCCCUUUCUGUUGCCCCAGAGGGCACUGCAAGUUACAAAGGCUCACCUCAUCCUAACCAGCAACCUCCACCACAUACAAAUAACAGUUCCAUGGGUGAUCCUCUCUCUGGUAAACCGUCAGCACCUCUUACUUACAGCCGCAGCCCCAGCUCGGGAAGUUUCCAAAUAACACAGCAGCAGAGUCAGAUGUUACAGGGUCAGCUUCAGCAACAACAGCCACAAACUCAGCAGACUACGAGUGCAGACAGCUUCAGCUCCAGGGUGCCACCCCUUUCUGGGUCUCAAGAACUAUCAGCUGUCCGCCCUUCAAAUGCACAUCAUCAGCCAGCUUUGUCAGGCACUCAAGAAAUGCCUGACAUUUCAGCAGUACUGGACCCUGCAUUAGUAGGCCUUAGCCCCUCUGAGCUGGAGAAGCACCGACAGCGACUGAGGCUGAGGGAAUUCUUAAUCCGACAACAAAUGCAGAGAAAUUCCAUCAGACAAGAGAAGGAGGCUGCUGCUGCUGCCGCCGCUGCUGCAGCUGCUACUGCUGGCAAUACACCCCCUGGCUGGUCUGGAGGAGAGAUGGGAGCCUUUCAACAAGACAAGGCCCACAGAGCACCACCACCUUAUCCACAGGAUCGUGUUGCCGCUACUACUGCUGGAUCUCAGACGUCUGUGGCAGGAAAGAUGACCAUGGCGGUUGGAAGCAUGGCGGACAAGCUCAUUCGCCCACCACCUACAGGAACUCCUGCCAUCAUGGAUCCAAGUGCACUAAGGCCACCAGGUCCCAGCAGACCUCAGGGCAUGUUUUCCCGCCCUCCAUUCCCUCCUCAGUGGCAGGGCCAGCCUCCAGGUCCAAGGAGGUUUCCCCAGCCUGGCAUGGAGGCUAUGGGCAUAAGGCACAAUCUCAACCCUGCUGCCAACAUUCAGGGUAUGGAAGGCAUGAGUAGCCCUCACACCAUGAUACCAGGACAUGGAGGAGAGACCAUGCAGCCAAUGGGUCAAGGACCCCCACCACAGUUCAUUGAAUUGAGACACAACGCACAGAGGCUUUCCCUUCGACCUCAGUUUAUGCCCCGUGGACCCCAGCCAAGACCACGUCUCUUUCUUCCACAGCAAGAGAUGGCAGCACCUUAUGUUCAGCAACAUCCCAUAGCUCAAGCUGGUGGCAUUCAAACAGAUGGGGGCAGCAACUCACAGCUGGGAUUACCGCAGGGUGGACUGUCUAUUUUACUGCCUCAGCAGUCCACAGGACCAGUAAUACAACAGCCCCACUUGCAGCCGCAGGCAACUACUUCCACUCCAAACGUUCCUAGCACUGAGCAGCAUCAGCUUCGACAACAAAGCCUAGUCACACAGCCCCAGCCUGCCACUGCAGAACAUAGUGAGGAGCUGCCAGAGCCUGACCUUGAGGGGCUUGGGGAUGCCCCAGGGGAUGGAGGUGUCGAGGAUGAGGAUGAUUUGGCUCUAGACUUGGACCCUGACAAAGGAGAUGAUGACUUGGGUAACUUGGACAACCUUGAAACCAAUGAUCCACAUUUAGAUGACUUGCUUAACAGUGAUGAGUUUGACCUGCUGGCAUACACUGACCCUGAACUGGACCAAGGAGACCCUAAAGAUGUCUUCUCAGACCAGCUGCGGUUGGUGGAAGCGGAAAGUGAAGCACCAUCAUCUUCCUCUGGAUCUGUGCUUGUUAAAGUGGAAGGAAAAGCCAGGGCAGAAGUGGAGUCAGGGCAGAAGUCUCUUACUUCAACUCCUUCCAUUGCAAGGGGGUCUGCUACCCAAAUGCCACCCUCUGCAGACACUGUUGAUACCUCCAAGGUAAAAGUAGAGGACAGAGGUCUGACCCCUCAGCUGCAUCCAGGACAUACUGUGGUGAAAGAUGAAAUAGGAGAGGCUGUGUCGAUGCUUCUUGGUGGGACCACACCAUCAGUCAAGCCUGCACAACCAGAAAACCAGUCAGCUUCACUUAGUUCUGUUCGAUUAGGGGGACUUCCAUACCCCCUCCCAGGACAAGCUAAUGCAUUGCCUUUUCCUCAAUCUGCUCCACAUGCAGAUAUUGGGGAUGAUCCACUGGGGCUGCCUGAUGUAGGGGAACAGCACUCUCUUGCUGUAGAUUUGGCAAAGGUAGAGAGCUCUUUAGAUGGUGAACUGCCCCUUCUAAUACAAGAUCUUCUGGAGCAUGAAAAGAAGGAACUACAGAAGCAGCAACAGCAGCAACAGCUCAGUUCCCUCCACCAGGGAGGCAUGGCACCCCAUUUUCCUGGCCUCUUAAGUCAACAGCCUAACCCACAGGCACCUGGACAGAUAAUGCUGCCACACCACCAUCGUCCACCACCCCAAGGAAUGAUGGCUCAGGCAGGGAAUGUACCCCGUGCCCCGCACAUGUUGCAGCAACAACAACAGCAGCAGCAAAGGCUUAUGGGACCUGGAAUGGCACCUCCACCUCACAUGAAUAUGGCCCAGCAGCAAGCCAUGGUGAGGAUGGGUCAGCCAGGGAUCCAUGCAGGUGUCAGUCAUCAACCGCAGUCGCAGCCAUUGAUUAAACCACCUCUGGCCAACAACUUCUUUCCAGAUAAAGAUUUAGACAAAUUUGCAACUGAUGACAUCAUGGAUCCCAUUGCCAAGGCAAAGAUGGUGGCACUUAAGGGUAUCAAAAGAGUGUUGGCACAGGAUCCAAUGGCUGUACCUUCUGGCAUGAACAGGCAACAAGUAUCUCUGCUUGCUCAGAGGCUGGCCUCUGCCCCGGGCACAGAUCCAGGUCAACUUGCAACUGGACCUCCAAAGGAGGGAGAAACGAGUGAUUCCACCCAGUUGAGACCUAACCCUCCCCAGUUUGUACAAGGAAUCAUCAAUGAUGCAGAACAGCACCAAUAUGAAGAAUGGCUUCUUCACACUCAGCAGUUACUCCAAAUGCAGUUGAAAUUUUUGGAGGAACAGAUUGGAGUUCACCGCAAAUCACGCAAGGCACUGUGUGCUAAGCAACGCACUGCUAAGAAAGCUGGAAGGGAGUUUGCUGAGGCAGAUGCAGAGAAACUAAAGUUGGUAACAGAAGAGCAGAGCAAAAUUCAGAAACAGCUUGACCAGGUACGGAAGCAGCAGAAGGAGCACACCAAUCUCAUUGCAGAGUACAGAAGCAAACAGCAGCAGCAUCAGCAAAGCUCAGGUAUUCUUCCCCCAGGUCAUUCUGCACAGGGGGCCUCCCCUCACAUGUUUCCCAAGAUGCCUGGCCAGAUGAUGAUUGGCCAACAGGGAACACCGGUAAUGGCCCAGCACCCUGUUGUGAUGCCCCAAAGCGGAAUGCCUGUCAGGAUGCCCCAAGGGCAGCCCUUUAUUGGUGGAGCCCAACCCCAACCCCAGCUGCCUGCUGCUCUUGUAGCCAGGGCCCCAGGUCCUCCUGGUGCUGCACCAGGAUUCUUCCCACAGGGGCCUGGUAUGCAAGGUGCAGACCCCAGGCUUCUCCAAGAAAGACAGCUUCAACAUAGGAUGCAGAUGGCAAAGCUCCAGCAACAACAGCAGCAACAGCAGCAGCAGCAGCAGCAGCAGGUGAUGAUGGGCCAGCAACCAAUGCCACACCCAAAUCAACAGUCUGGCUCAAUCGCUCAGCCACCAUCCGGUAUGAUGGUAAACCCACUUAUGGUCCAACAACAAGCAAACACUCAACAGGGAAUACUAGUCAACCAGCCCAAUCAGCAGAGCAUGGUACAGGUUCCACAAGGAAUGGUUGGAGGGCAGUCUGUGGCUCCACUGUCACAGAACCUUGCUGGAGGCCAGCCUAUUAAUCAUGGUCAAGCCAUGAUAGCUGUUCAACCAGGAAUUAUGGGGAACCCGCCAGUUGCACCAUUACAGCAACAGAGGCCCCAGCUUAUGAUGAGCCAGCAGGGAAUGGUUGGAUCUCCUGGUCACCCUGGCCUCAGGGGUCCCCAGGCCCAAUUGACUCCACAACAACAGAACAUUCUGGCCCAACGCAUGCUUGCAUCUCAGCAACAGCAUCAGCAAAAUGUUGCAAAUUUGGCCCACCUUCAGCAGCAGCAGAUUGCACAGCAAAGGCAACAAACACAGUUGAUCAGUCAAUCCAACCAAGAGCAAGUACUCUCCCAGCCCUCUACCCCACAGAUGGGCUCAUCGCCUUCAGCAGGAAGUAUCACGCCCCAGCCACAGGGAGCUACAGACAACCAAAACUCAGGCCCCAAAGAGGGUGGGAUCCUCAGUCCUGAUUCAAGAACGCCACCGCAGCACAGUGGACCCUCCACUCCCAAUCAGAUGUCCCAACUAGGCGCUACAAAUGAUCACCAAACUGACUUGGGAAGACAGCAGUUGCAACAGCAGCAUCAAAACCAGGUUUAUAUGGUCCAGCAGCAGCAGUCAAAUUCUCAAUCUGUACCUGAGCCGCAAACCGGUUUGGUUGGAAACCAACAAACUGGUGUCCUUCAACCACAUCAGCAACAAAUUCCGCUCACUCUCCAGAGGCAAGGUUCCCUCAGUGUUGACAAGCCCAUUUUGAUGACUGUUAAAGAGGAAAGGAAACCGAUUGAUUUCUUAGCGCAGCAGCAGCAAACGGUGCAAAAUGCCAUGCAGCAGUCACAAGAUCCCAACAUCCAACAGCAGAUCAUAAGCCAGAACCAUCCUGGACAGCCACCGCCUGUUGUGGUGGGUCAUAACCCACAACAAGCCCUCAUGGCCCAGCAACAAAAACAACAGGCCAUGAUGGGCAUGAUGAGAGCCCAGCAGCAAGGGAUUAUGGCACAAAGGCCUGCGGUUCCACCCGGACAGAUCCGCACCCCAAUAAACAUCCAGGCUAUUAUUGCUCAGAAUCCUCAGCUCCGCAAUCUUCCCCCAAAUCAGCAGAUACAGCACAUCCAGGCCAUGAUUGCUCAGAGGCAGCUCCAACAGGGACAGAUGCUGCGGAUGUCUAUGGGUCAAGGCCAGCAAAGUCAGUUGAGGCCUCAUAUGCCACCAGGACAGAUGCAGCAGAUGCCAUAUGGAGCCAUGGGAAAGCCAGGAGCAGUGUGCACUCCGCAACAAUCAGGCAUGUUGGGUCAACAACCUGGUGUCGCUCCACAGAUGAUGGUCCCUGGGCAGCAAACGCCACAAGUAGGGGAAAUGAUGCAGCAACAUAUUAUGAGAGGCCAGGCACCAGUACCACCUUCCCCCAUGGACCAGGGCCGAAUGGUAAGGCCAACAUCUCCACGCCAGCCAAUAGUCAAUUCUCCUGGACAUGCAUUUAAUCAAGCUAUGGGUAUGCGUCCACCCACUCCCAACCAGAACCAGCAAGCACUAAUGGCAGCUGCAGCAAGCCGCAUACAGGGUUCUCCAUCCCAUGCAUAUUCUCCAAGAGGUCCCUUUGGCAUGAGCCCGGCCCACCCGGCCUCACCUCAUUCCUCCCAUGUCUCCUCACCUUCUAUGGCUGACAGCAGGGCUGGAAGGGGGAGUCCGUACAGCCACGUCAAGGCCUCUCCACUCAGGUCACCUGGAGCCAAGAGUCCGCUUGAUUGUCCUGGACUGAAAGUAGAAGCCCAGACAUCAGUGAAUGAAACAUCACACUCAGUUAUCCCCAAUGGUCCACAGAGAGGCAUACAUGUUCAUCAGCAGUUGCAGCAGGUCACAGAGAACAAUGGUCCUCACACACAACAUGGCCCUAGAGUAGGGGAGCUAUGCAAGAUGACUUUACAGAACAUUAAACAGGAACCAAGAGAGUUUCAAUGUGAUGGUGCGCCAGAGGCUCAUCCUGGGGCUAUAAAGCGAGAAGCAACGGGUGAGGCAGUUACUUCUGGGAAUAACACUAGCUUUAUUAAUGCUAGAAACAUGUCUGGAGACCCUGGGAUUCAAGGCCCUCGAUCUGAGACUGGACAGCAACUAUUACAGAAACUUUUGAGAACCAAGAACCUUCAGCUCGGUGCUCAGAGGCCUUCUGAAGGCAUCCACAAUGAGAUCAAUGGCCACAUUAACAGCAAACUUGCAAUGCUGGAACAAAAACUUCAAGGGACUCCAAGAAAUAUGGAGGAUUUACAGUCUAUAACAAAAAGGGCUCCUGCACAAAAGCCAAAGCGCACUAAUAAAGCAACUGGAGACAGAGGGCCUAAUGCACGGAAGAAGAAUAAGAAGGAAGAUGUUGGAAAAAGUGCUGAAGCACUGAUGAAGCAACUCAAACAGGGUCUCUCUCUGCUGCCCUUGAUGGAGCCUUCAAUCACUGCCAGUCUGGAUCUGUUUGCCCCUUUUGGAAGCAGCCCAGCCAAUGGCAAAGCCCAGCUCAAAGGAUCCUUUGGAAAUGCAGUGCUGGACAAUAUCCCAGACUACUAUUCUCAGUUACUCACAAAGAGUAACCUCAGCAACCCACCAACACCCCCAUCCUCCCUGCCACCCACUCCUCCGCCUUCAGUACAGCACAAGCUGCUGAAUGGCGUGACUCCUGGAGAGGAGCUGUCUGAGGGUCAGAAAGACACAGAACCAGCCGAAGAGCCAAUAGAUUCUGUUAAAGAUGAGGUGAAGAGUGUAGACAUUCUAGCAGCUCUCCCCACCCCACCACAUAACCAGAAUGAGGACAUCAGGAUGGAGAGUGAUGACGAGGAUGCCCCAGAAAGCAUCAUCCCAGCAUCAUCCCCUGAAAGUAACGUUGGAGAUGAAAUGCCACGUUUCCCUCAACUACGGGAGCCUAAAGAGGAGGAGACAGAGAGAGCAAUAUCCCCCAUCAUCCCCCUGAUACCACGCACUGCCAUCCCAGCAUUUCCAGAAAACAAACCAUUCGAAGCAGCUGAUGGCAAGGUUGUUUCCACAUCUAACCAUUGGGACAAGGCCAAAAACAACGAAGUAUCUGUUACAUUCACAUUGUCAUCAGCUGCUGCUAAGAAACUGAACCAUGUCAUGAUGGCCAUGGCCCAGCUGCUUAAUAUCAGAAUGCCAGGUUCUUAUGAGGUGACUUUCCCUCCUCAAAACCCUGACAUGCCUGUUGUGGAUGGGCCUGGGAAAGGACCUGACCAGUCAGGGGCUCUGUGUACAAAGGACGGUGCUUCACCCAGUCAGGAUGACUGGCUCAGGCAGUUCGAUGUGUCUCUACCGGGCUGUACAUUGAAGAAACAAGUGGACAUACUGGCACUUAUUAAACAGGAAUUUCAAGAAAAUGAAGACAAACCAGCCCAGCACUGUUACACAACCAAAGUAAAUGACUUAGAUGUGCGCCACCUUCCUGCUAUACUAGUGGAAGAAUCUCCACCACCAUCACCAUCCCCUCCAUGCCCUCCCCCAUCUUUCUCAGUUCCCACGAGUGAAGCUGAACCUUCCAAAAAGUCAGCUUCUCCAUCCAGUCCCACCAUUGUCCAGAUCAAGACUGAGACUGAACAGGACGAUGGUCCCACUAUUGAUGCUGCUCAACCAACUGAUGUCACAAACUCUGAAGUUGCUGCUCCAGAGUCGGUCACUGAUCCGGAAACUGCCUCUGCAGUACCAGAUUCUUCUGUUUCUACUGAUCCAACUGAAGUCCUUCUGUGUCCUGUGAUCAAGGAGGAGGACUUGGGCGCUGAUUCAGCUCAACCUCCUCAAGAUUCUCCGAACAACAUGGAGUUGUCGCCUAAGGCUGUCAAGCAGCGCAGGCCUCUCUCCCCCGAUGAGGAGGUGGUACAUCCCAAAGUGAAAAAAUGGAAGGGGAUUCGCUGGAAGCGUCUUCAGAUUGUCAUCACAAUACGCAAGGGCGGGUCUAAGAAAGAGAGCAGCCGUGAGGUGUCUGAGCUCAUGGAACGCCUGCGCAUUGCUCUUCGGCCAGACAGGCUGCCUCGGGACAAACGUAAAUGCUGCUUCUGCCACGAGGAAGGUGAUGGAGCCACAGAUGGGCCUGCCCGGUUGCUUAACAUUGAUGUGGACUUGUGGGUGCACCUCAACUGUGCCCUGUGGUCCACAGAGGUGUAUGAGACGCAGGGUGGGGCCCUUAUCAAUGUGGAGGUAGCCCUGCGUCGUGGAUUGAGAACUCUGUGCGCAUACUGCCAGAAAACAGGCGCCACUAACAGCUGUAACAGAAUUCGCUGCCCAAAUGUCUACCACUUUGCAUGUGCCAGCCGGGCACGAUGCAUGUUCUUCAAGGACAAGACCAUGUUGUGCACUCAGCAUAAGCUGAAGGGCCCCAGUGAGGAUGAACUGAGCAUGUUUGCUGUUCUACGGCGUGUCUACAUUGAGCGCGAUGAGGUGAAGCAGAUUGCCAGCAUCUUACAGCGAGGUGAUCGUAUCCACUUGUUCCGUGUAGGCGGUCUCAUCUUUCAUGCUGUUGGCCAGUUGCUACCAUCCCAGAUGGCCAACUUCCACUCGCCCACUGCCAUUUUCCCCGUUGGCUAUGAGGCCACACGCAUCUACUGGAGCACGCGUGUGCCCAACAAGCGAUGCCGCUACCGCUGUCGCAUCAACGAGGAUGAUGGUCAUCCCCUGUUUGAGGUGCGUGUUCUGGAGCAUGGCAUGGAGGAUUUGCAGUAUCGGGACGCUACUCCAGAGGGGAUCUGGGAACGGGUUGUUCAGGAGGUGGCUAAACUCCGAGAUGACUCAUCCAUGUUGAAGCUGUUCACUGAACAUGUCAAGGGAGAGGAGAUGUAUGGCCUCACAGUUCAUGCUGUCAUGCGUAUCACCGAGUCGUUGCCUGGAGUAGAGAACUGUCAGAACUACCUGUUCCGAUAUGGCCGUCACCCUCUAAUGGAGCUCCCUCUUAUGAUCAAUCCCACUGGCUCUGCUCGCUCUGAACCUAAAGUCCCCACACAGUGCAAGAGGCCUCAUACUCUAAAUAGCACCAGCGUGUCAAAGGCCUACCAGAGUACCUUUACUGGAGAGCUCAACACACCCUACAGCAAGCAGUUUGUCCACUCCAAGUCAUCCCAGUAUCGGCGCCUGAAGACUGAGUGGAAGAAUAACGUAUAUCUGGCACGAUCGCGCAUUCAGGGCCUGGGUCUGUACGCUGCUAAGGAUCUUGAGAAGCACACCAUGGUUAUUGAAUACAUUGGCACUGUGAUACGCAACGAAGUGGCCAAUCGGCGUGAGAAGAUCUACGAGUUCCAGAACCGCGGCAUCUACAUGUUCCGCAUCAACAAUGAGCAGGUGAUUGAUGCCACUCUGACAGGAGGCCCAGCUCGCUACGUCAACCACUCCUGUGCUCCAAACUGUGUAGCAGAAGUUGUGACGUUUGACAAAGAAGACAAGAUUAUCAUAAUUUCCAGCCGCAGGAUCCCCAAGGGAGAAGAGCUGACGUACGACUACCAGUUUGAUUUUGAGGACGAUCAGCACAAGAUCCCUUGCCAUUGUGGAGCCUGGAAUUGCCGAAAGUGGAUGAACUAACCAGAAGGAAAAUGGAAACUUCCCCUCUCACUGGUGCCAGAACACUCCUGCGCCAAAGCCUUUGAAUCCUACAUAACCAGUGCAUAAGCUGUUGUGAAAGCUGGCCUGAGUCAGAAAGACUAAAGCGUUGACACCUGUAGCCAAAGGUUUGAAGAGCAUUAAUCAAUAAAAGCAACUGACCACCUCCAUCAACAGCAGCUUGAUGGUGGGACUAACUCUCAUGUUUGGAGUAGUGAAUCACCUUUUCCUCAGCCAAAACACUUUUCCUCUUCGACUGUUGUCAAUAAUCUUACAGUGGCUGGGAAACAAUCCUCAACAUCUACCAAAUGAUUCUGACCCUCUGAUAUCAAUACACGUAGUGCACAGCUCACCUGGAGCUUCGACAAAAAGCCAUUUUGAAAUACUAAGAAUGAACUAAUGAUGCAUUUUUAUGUUUUAAGUCGGACCUAUUUCCUGUCCCACCUGACCACACCUCCCCCUCACCUCCCAGAAAAGGCACUUUCCCAUCAAGUCAUCGAUGAAGACAACACGGAUAUUGACUAGCUAGACAAUCUUGAUGUGGCUCUUUGUAAGAACUACAUGUGAUCGAUGGAAAAAAAAGAUGUAAGUUAAUAUAAAAUUUGAGAUGCUAUUGAUCUGUGGCUCCAGAGGAACCAGAUGUUCUGACUGUGUGGAGUCCCAAGGGGGGUUAGUUGGACCCAGUCUACCUCAUUGAUUUAGCGGGAAGCGACUGCUUUGUAUAAAAACUGUUAACUGCUACUGUGGAACGGGAGGGUGGGGGAAGAGGGAAUGUUUUUAUGGGCUUAGCCUUCUCGGACAAGCAGGGAAUUUUAAGCAGCAGGUUUGCUCUAUCUACUCUAUGCUGAUGAUGAUUUACAAUAAUGAGCCAACAUAAUUAUUAUUCAUGAAUUGUUUAUACAGAGGAAAUAUAUGACAGUUUUGAUAAGAUAUUGCAUUAAAAUCACAAUCAGAAGCUUAGCGGGUGUCCUGUAUGCCACCAAAUCCUCCUGGAUGUUCAUGUAGCGUUUUCUUUGUUCUUUUUAUGUGUCUCAAAAACCAUGUUUAUCAGCUGUGUGAAAGCACAAUAACAUCAACCAGAUAAGUUGCUUGACGACGGUGUGAGUGAGUGGCUCUCGGGUCACAGGACACAGUCUUUGAAGAAGACUACAAAGUCCGAAAUUUACCAAGUACAUUUGCUUGUUGCUUCAUACAUUGAAGUACCACUUGUUGGAAACCAGCCGGUGGAUGCAUGACUACUGUCCCAUUAAAUGCUUUUUAUUCCCCCAUAAGUCAAUCUUUUCACAACUCAACCGUGAACUUUUAAUCAUGCCUCUUCCUCUGUUAAUAGUUAGUGGACUGUUGUUAAACUUUUACUGUAGUAAGUCUUCCUCUGCCUGAGUACAGCCAGCAGUGUUUCUACUUCCCCUGUCAUGUGCUUUUCUAGUGCUGGUACUGUCCUCUCGAGGCUGAACUGAUGGCAAGGAAAGACUUAUUGGAAAAAAGGGCAUUUGUUUUCAUUUCUAUAUAAGAUUAAUGAAAAAAGUCUUUAAAAGGGAGCUUUACUAAAACUCCACCUUCCCAUACUACUUUGUUUCCCCCUUUCCCUAACCUAAGACCUCACAUGAAUUAAAAAUGCAAAGUUGUACAAACUGUAUAUAUAGUAUAUGCAUUAGGGGACAGCAACUCUUUAUCCAGCCCCUUUGUAAUCAAUAAAGUCAAAAGUGUAGAGAAAUAAAAUUGAAAAAAAAAUCAACCACUGGAUAUCAUUUUAACAAAGAUAAAGCUGUAUAUAAAUAUAAAUAUAUGUAAAAUGACAAACUAAUAUCUUUAUGUAUAUGAACCAGAGUGUUUUGCAUUUACCUGUUUUUCUAUUAGUGUUUUUGCUAUAAGCUCUCAGAGACAAGUUUGUUGAAAUAGGUUUGAGAAAAAUGUCUGGUCUUCUCAAAUCAAAUGCGACAGGAAGCCGGUGGGAUUACAAAACUGUUUGGAUUCAUGUGGAGGGUCGUUAAUUGGACAUGAAAAUCACUUCUUGCGUAAAGCAGUACAAUGGUGCAUAGCAUUUGUAUUUAUGUAAUAUUGUUCGUGUUUAUUUUCUUUUUAUUUAUGCUACUGCUUGUUGAUUACCAAAACAUGUCCCUUAAUCGGUCACAAUUGGAUUAAUAUACUCUUGAAUGGAAAAUCUUGAAUUCCCUAGAAUAUUGUUAGUGUUUUGCUUUUUAUAUCUCCCUAUAGAAGUGAAUGUGUUGGUAAACCUUGUGAAAUGGUUACUUGGCCUAAUGUAUGUUAUGAUGUAAUACUCAAAGUUAAUCCCAUACUUAACCUGGUAAUGAAUUGCACUCUCAUAGUAUAACGGAGAACUUCUCUAAAGUGGUAGAUAUUGAUCAAGUAUCUAAAGCAGUGAUAUAUAUAUAUUUUGGUAUGUUUCUAUUUCAAGGGAAGACCAUGACGAGACAUUAUGCCGCUCACUGGAUUUUAGCCUGAAUAAUUUUUAACUUCUCUGAAUCUUAAUUUAAAUUCUCUGCAUAUCUUAUAAUUUAAUAAAGUUUGCUCAAAUUGAAGGUUUUUUUUAACCUCACCUACUUUUUAAAAAGAUGUUGCAUCUGUACAGCAGAGAUACUUUUAGGGAAUAUGAAUAAAUAUAAUGAUCAUUUUUAUUGUAUGUGGCAUGUUUUGUAUGAAUAUUAUUUUGAAUUGUACAUAUUUUUUUCAGGAUGCCAGAGGUUGCAUCUCUUUAUAUACAGCUUUCCCACUCCCUUUUCCCUUCAUCUUAUUUCUUUGUCUGCUUUUGUUUCUUGUAAAGGAAAAUAAAAUGCAUUUUAAAUAUGU